Messenger RNA from Phacochoerus africanus (Common warthog), 5681 nucleotides. It is a transcript of the gene THSD7B, whose product is annotated as thrombospondin type 1 domain containing 7B. The record is from RefSeq and is a predicted model, not a curated record. The transcript has 28 exons. NCBI's taxonomy places the organism in Eukaryota, Metazoa, Chordata, Mammalia, Artiodactyla, Suidae. Bases 17 to 4843 code for a protein of 1608 amino acids.
GCUGAAUAUCUGAAGAAUGUUUCCAAAGGGUAAUCUGACUGUUGCUAGGUGGAUAUGGAGGAGCACAAGGAAGCUGUUUCUCUUCCUUUUACUCAUGCUGCCUCAUACAGCUCAUUUGGAAGGCAAAAAGGAUCAUCAAUUCAUCUGGAAACCAGGCCCCUGGGGAAGGUGUACAGGAGACUGUGGGCCUGGAGGCAUCCAGAGCCGUGCCCUGUGGUGUUUCCACUUUGAAGGGUGGACAAUUCACCAGUCUAACUGUGAUGAGAGCAGCAGGCCUCCAAAUGAAAGAAGCUGCUUCCGAGUCUGUGAUUGGCACAGAGACCUCUUCCAGUGGGAAGUUUCCGACUGGCAGCACUGCAUGCUGGUUCCUCCUGCCCUGGGCCAGGCCAGGCCUCGGGCCACAGAGUGUGUGACAGCCCAGCAUGGGCUGCAACACCGGACUGUGCACUGUAUUCAGAAGCUGAACAGGACCAUGGUUGUGAAUGAAAUAUGUGAACACUUUGCCCCUCAGCCCCCCACGGAACAAGCUUGCCUCAUCCCUUGCCCACAGGAUUGUGUGGUCUCUGAGUUCUCACAGUGGUCCAAGUGCAGCAAAAGAUGUGGAAAACAGUUACAGCACAGAACGCGCUCAGCCCUGGCCCCCCCUCUGUAUGGAGGGUCCCAGUGUCCCAAUCUGACUGAGUCAAGAGCCUGUGAUACUCCCAUUUCCUGCCCUCUUGGGGCAGAGGAAUAUACAUUUAGCCUUAAAGUUGGACCUUGGCAUAAAUGUAGACUGCCUCAUCUCAAAGAACUUAACCUAAAUGGAAGAACUGUUCUGGAUUUUAUCUCUGACUCAAAGGAGCGAGUCACUUUUAGACAUCACAGUUACAAGGCGCAUCACCAUUCCAAGCCCUGGGACAUAGAGAUAGGUUUUCAAACCCGGCAGGUCUGGUGUACAAGAAGUGAUGGGAAAAAUGCUCUGUUAAGCCUUUGCAUGAAAGAUCCCUUCCCUUUGACUGUGCGGUCCUGCAUCAUACCCAAAGACUGCGAAAUCACCGAGUGGUCCUCCUGGAGCCCCUGCUCUAAGACGUGCCAUUCAGGGAGCCUCUCACCAGGAUUUAGGAGCAGGAGCCGGGAUGUGAAGCACAUUGCUAUCGGUGGUGGAAAGGAUUGCCCUGAACUUCUCGAGAAAGAGGCCUGUAUUGUUGAAGGCGAACUUUUGCAUCCAUGUCCCAGGUAUUCCUGGAGGACCUCCGAAUGGAAAGAAUGCCAAGUCUCUCUCCUCUUUGAGCAACAGGACGCUCACUGGCAUGCGACAGGACCCGUUUGUGGAGGUGGGAUCCAGACCCGGGAGGUGUACUGUGCCCAGAGCACACCAGUGGUCACGGCACGGAAGACCAAGGAAGUCUCCAGACCUGUGGAAAAAACAUUAUGUUUGGGACCUGCCCCUGCAGCUUCUCAGCUCUGCAAUAUCCCUUGUUCUACAGACUGUAUAGUAUCUUCCUGGUCAGCCUGGGGCCUGUGCAUCCAUGAAAACUGCCAUGAUCCUCAGGGGAGAAAAGGAUUUAGAAUGAGACAGCGCCAUGUCCUCAUGGAGUCCACAGGGCCUGCGGGGCGUUGCCCUCACUUGGUGGAAUCUGUCCCUUGUGACGAUCCACUGUGUUACCGAUGGCUGACAUCCGAAGGGAUCUGUAUCCCUGAUCAUGGCAAGUGUGGCCUGGGACACCGCAUCCUCAAGGCUGUCUGUCAGGAUGAGCGAGGAGAAGAUGUGUCAGGGAGUCUCUGCCCAGCAUCUCCUCCUCCAGAACAGAUGGCUUGUGAGAUCCCCUGCCGAAUGGAUUGUGUGCUGAGCGAGUGGACAGAGUGGUCAUCCUGCUCCCAGUCUUGUUCAAAUAAAAACUCAGAUGGGAAACAGACGAGGUCAAGGACGAUCCUGGCAUUGGCUGGAGAAGGUGGAAAACCAUGCCCUCCAAGUCAGGCCCUUCAAGAGUAUCGCUCAUGCAAUGACCAUUCCUGUAUGCAGCUCUACUGGGAGACCUCACCUUGGGGCCCCUGUUCUGAAGACACAUUGGUCACUGCACUUAAUGCAACCAUUGGCUCGAAUGGAGAAGCUACGUGCGGUGUGGGCAUUCAGACACGGAGGGUCUUCUGUGUCAAGAGUCAUGUAGGACAAGUGGUGACAAAAAGGUGUCCAGAAUCUACCCGGCCUGAAACUGUGCGCCCUUGUCUGCUCCCGUGUAAAAGGGACUGCAUUGUGACUGCUUUCAGCGAGUGGACGCCCUGCCCAAGGGUGUGCCAACCAGGAAACGCCACCAUAAAACAGUCUCGAUACAGGAUUAUCAUCCAAGAAGCAGCCAAUGGAGGCCAAGAAUGUCCAGAUACCUUAUUUGAAGAGCGAGAGUGUGAAGAUGUGUCACUGUGCCCCACGUAUCGGUGGAAGGCACAGAAAUGGAGCCCCUGUAUCUUGGUGCCUGAGUCGGUCAGGCAGGAAACAAUGGUUACUGGUGAAGCCUGUGGAAAGGGGGUACAGACAAGAGCUGUCUCAUGCAUCUCUGAUAAUAACCAGUCGGCAGAAAUGACAGAGUGCCUCAAGAAGACAAAUGGUAUGCCUCCCCUUGCACAAGAAUGUACAGUCCCGUGUCAUGAUGACUGCACCUUCACUGCGUGGUCCAAGUUUACGCCCUGCUCCAGAAAUUGUGAAACAACUCGAAGUAGACGGCGACAGCUCACAGGGAAAAGCAGGAAGAAGGAGAAAUGCCAGGAUGCUGACUUGUACCCUCUAGUGGAAACAGAACCAUGUCCUUGUGAUGUGUUUAUAUCUCACCCUUAUGGAAAUUGGUCAGAUUGUAUUCUUCCUGAAGGCAGAAGGGAGUCUCCUCGAGGAUUGCGGGUACAAGGAGACAACAAAGAAUGUGGAGAAGGCACACGCUUUCGAGCAAUAGCCUGUUCUGAUAAAAAUGGAAGACCUGUUGACCCUGCCCAUUGCAACAGCUCUGGUUAUAUGCAAGAAGAAUGCAUCAUCCCUUGCCCAUUUGAUUGCAAGUUAAGUGAUUGGUCCAGUUGGGGGUCUUGCAGUUCAUCUUGUGGGAUUGGAGUAAGAAUUCGAUCCAAAUGGCUGAAAGAAAAACCAUACAAUGGAGGUCGACCGUGUCCCAAGCUGGAUCUCAAGAAUCAGGCACAGGUUCAUGAGGCAGUCCCAUGUUACAGGGAGUGCAAUCAGUAUUCCUGGGUUGUAGAACACUGGUCUCCAUGCAAAAUCCACAAUGAGCUGAGGUCCCUGCGCUGUGGAGAAGGAACACAGUCUAGGAAAAUCAGAUGUGUAAAUACCGCUGAUGGUGAAGAGGGAGCAGUGGACAACAACCUCUGCAACCAGGAUGAAAUCCCUCCAGAAACCCAGUCCUGCUUCCUUCUGUGUCCCAAUGAAUGUGUCAUGUCUGAGUGGGGACCUUGGAGCAAAUGCCCACAGUCAUGUGAUCCACACACAAUGCAGAGAAGAACCCGCCAUCUGCUACGGCCCUCACUGAGUUCAAGGACAUGCGCAGAAGACUCGCAGGUGCGGCCCUGCCUCCUCAAUGAAAACUGCUUCCAGUUCCAGUACAAUCUAACAGAGUGGAGCGCAUGCCAGCUGAGCGAAAAUGCAACCUGUGGGCAAGGCAUCAGGACCCGCCUUCUGAGCUGUGUGCGCAGUGAUGGCAAGCCCGUUGGCAUGGACCAAUGCAAGCAGCAUAACCUGGAAAAACCUCAGAGGAUGAGUGCUCCCUGCCUGGUGGAAUGCAUGGUCAACUGUCAGCUCUCUGGGUGGACAGCCUGGACAGCAUGCUCGCAGACUUGUGGCCAUGGAGGUCGAAUGAGCCGGACUCGAUUUAUCAUUACGCCUACCCAAGGAGAAGGAAGGCCAUGCCCCACUGAGCUUACCCAGCAGAAAAGCUGCCCAGUGACCCCCUGCUAUAGCUGGGUCCUCAGCAACUGGUCUGCAUGUAAAUUGGAGGGUGGAGACUGUGGGGAAGGAGUCCAGAUCCGCAGCAUCUCCUGUGUGGUGCACAAUGGCUCGACAUCCCACUGGACUGUACAUGUGGGUGAUGCACUGUGUGGAGAGAGGCCCUUUCAGGACAGCCUCCUGAAGCAGCCAUGUUCUGUGCCUUGCCCAGGAGACUGUCACUUAACAGAAUGGUCAGAGUGGAGCGCCUGCGAAUUGACCUGCAUUGAUGGAAGAAGUUUUGAGACUCUGGGCCGCCAAUCUAGAUCAAGGACAUUUAUAAUUCAGUCUUUGGAGAACCAAGACAACUGCCCCCAGCAGGUUCUAGAAACACGCCCUUGUACAGGAGGUAAAUGUUAUCACUACACAUGGAAAGCAAGUCUUUGGAACAAUAAUGAACGAACUGUAUGGUGCCAACGUUCAGAUGGCAUUAACGUCACAGGAGGCUGCUCCCCUCAGGCCCGCCCUGCUGCUAUUCGGCAGUGUAACCCAGCCUGCAGAAAACCCUUCUCCUACUGUACACAGGGUGGAGUCUGUGGCUGUGAGAAGGGCUAUACAGAGAUAAUGAGAUCAAAUGGUUUCCUGGAUUACUGCAUGAAAGUACCUGGCUCAGAGGAUAAAAAAGCUGAUGUGAAAAACCUCACUGGGAAAAACAGACCUGUCAAUUCAAAAAUACAUGAUAUUUUUAAAGGAUGGUCUCUUCAACCCUUUGAUCCAGAUGGCCGUGUAAAAAUGUGGGUUUAUGGCGUUUCAGGUGGUGGUUUUCUUAUCAUGAUUUUCCUAGUAUUUACUUCCUACCUUGUUUGCAAGAAGCCAAAAGCACAUCAAAGCACACCUCCUCAACAGAAGCCUCUGACCUUAGCCUACGAUGGAGACUUAGACAUGUAACCUGAAAAAGAAAUCCAAAUGUAGACAUCAACUGCCUUAACUGCUUUCUCUUUUGUAGCUCUCAGACUUCUCAGUUUUUUGAGGAAUCUCAUGAUGUGAUAUACUGGGCAGAAUACAGAUACUGCAAACGUAAUCUUGCCUCAACUUCAUUUGGACAUGGAGUCAAGGAGUAUUAGGCCUGCCAUUUUGCUUUCCAGUUGCUUGUGGGUGUGAGUGUUUAAUUUUUUGAUUUUCCCAAGGGACCUAAAAACCCUUCUCUUCCUGCUUGGAAAUGGGAAGAAGAAAACAUGAUGAAAUUCCCACAGACUUGAGUAAACUUUAUUCUCAGCAGCAUGAUGACAAUCUGGAGGAAAGUCCAAUCAAGGCAUUUACUGUAAAUGACAAAUCUGACACUGCAUUGUUAUGCACUAUAUUAGUGCAAAUCUUUAUUCUUCCCAUACUUCAACACUGAGUUUUCUAGCGUUUACAUUGGUUCAAAGACUUUCAAAGUGGAUUGCCUAUUUUCAUGAACACAGAGAAAAUGGGUUGCCAUUUCAGAAAUUCUCUGAGUUUGUACCUUUAAAUAUUAUAUUUUGUUUGGAGCUGAUGGGAUGAUGGCACCUCAUGGGUUGCAUCUAUUGAAAACAAAUGGAAUGUAUGUAGUUGCUGGACUAGAUGAAAGCUAGGCUGUUUGGGAUGAAAUAUGUAUUGAAUGUUAGGUGUACAAAUGAAAUAGGUGGUUGUACUGGAGAAUGAGAUAAAUUAUUUAAUAACUAAAUUUGUGUAUUUUAACAAAAACUUAGCCAUGUAGAUAUAGCAUUAACCACACACAGUUGUAAUUCAGUUUAAUGAGGAUAAA